GCGAAGGUGGCAGCAACAGUCCGAGCACAUUUGGAGCACAUGGCACGUGGUUAGGAACGAGUUUUUCCCAAUAUUGUUUAACGUGUUUAUUUGUUGUGUUACUUCAUGUUAUUUCAAUCUGUGAAUUGCGCCUCCGUAUAGAUCAGCCAUUUUAAAAGGGAACUGGCUGUGUAAAUACUACGAGUACAUUCAUCACUGGCAAUUAUUACUCGUACAAUUGUUACUUGUUUAUUUCCGAUUGUUUAUCGAAUGCUUCACAAUGCUCGCUGACAAUACCGACGUUGCAAAUUCAACGGAAAAAAAUCAAACUCAAAAAGACAAACGCCGUCAUAAUUGGAAGACCGGACAAAAAGGCGAAGUUCGUGGGAAGUAUUUCAACAAAAGCGGCUUCAAGCGCAAAUUCGAGCAACCACAAGGCAACGCAAAGAAGAAGAAGCUGAGCGUAGGCUUGAGACUGAAGGAGUCCGACAUAGGAAUCGCAGAGCACAUCGGCAAGCACAAGAGAUUCUGCGCGAUACUUAAAGAGAGAUUCACCGACUUCCACGUUAAUGAGAUAGACCUUGACGGGCAAGUGGCCAAGCUGAUCCAUCAGGAUAUCCCACCCGUGCCGGACGAUACUGAGACUAUCGACGAUCUUAAGGAAUGCAUAGCUCCAGUAGUUUGGGAGCAACUGCAGGCUCUGAAGGAGGCGACGUUCACGCAGUUAGAUGUAGACGUAACAGUCCUCCAGAAAGGUGAACGCAGAACCAUUCACGCCGCUGCGAAGAAGCUGGCAAACGUUGUCAGCCAAACAGUGGACGAGGGCGACAAGAAGUUUAUCAGGAUCGUAGCAACUGCUAAAAUCCCUGAUUCCGGCUGCAAGGUACGCCGAAGCAACAGAGAGGACUGGACGAAACGCGGUGGCGACUAUUGUCACUUCCUGCUGCACAAGGUCAACAAAGACACCAAUGACGCUGUGAAUCAGUUGGCCGUGAAACUGCGAAUGCGACCGGACAAUUUCGGUUACGCCGGCAUGAAGGACCGCCGAGCGUGGACGACUCAGCGGGUCAGUCUGAGAAAGGUGGACGCGUGCAGCGUACUGAACGCGGCUAGAAACGUGCACGGUGUCUACGUCGGGAAUUUCAGGUACGCCAAGAGCAGCCUGAAACUAGGCAUGCUGCGUGGCAAUCAGUUUAGAAUAGCAUUGAGGAAUGCCAGCGGGACGGACGAGGAAAUCGAGCGGGCGAUGACGUCGUUGCGUGACAACGGCUUCAUUAAUUACUACGGUUUACAAAGAUUCGGUACGGUAGCUAGCAUACCCACGCACGAGAUUGGAAAGCAUCUACUUCAAGGCAAGUGGAACGCAGCCAUUGAAUUAAUUCUGAGGCCACGACCGGGGGAGGGGGAUAGUGAGCUAACAGAGGCCAGACAGAUUUACGCGGACACGAAAGACCCCCAAGCCGCUUACGCCAAGAUCAAGAGACUGGAUAAGCUCGAAGCCAGGCUUCUGAAAGGUCUACAAGUAUCGGGCGAUAACAAUCCCCAGGGUGCGCUUGACUUCAUUCCCCGGAACAUCCGAUUGAUGUACGUCCACGCUUAUCAGAGCCUUGUGUGGAAUCACAUCGUGUCCAGGAGGAUCAAAGAGUUCGGCACAAAUGUAAUCGUGGGAGAUUUAGUUUACGACGAGCGAGAUUGCAAAAAGGACGCGGAGACUGACGAGAUCACGGAUGACUGUCUUCUGCACGACAAUGACGAUAUCAAGGAUGAAACCGAUGAGAAAGAUGACGAUCUGCCGGCAAGUAAGGCGAGUGAGGACAAUUCGAAGCAGCAAGGACCGCGCGGUUUUCCAACGGUAAAAAUCCUUACGGAAGAAGAUUUGCCGAGUUAUACUCUGGUCGACGUGGUCAUGCCUCAGCCCGGAUGGAAGGUCACGUAUCCGCCGUACGCCAAGGCGUGGUACGACGAAUUUUUAAGCAAGGACGACUUACCUACCAAUCUCAAGCAGAAAAAUAAAAAGUUCAGCUUGACCGGUACUUAUAGGAAAAUAUUGGAAAUACCGACAAAUUUGUCUUGGAAAAUUAUGCAUUAUAAAGAGUGGAACGACAAUCUUAUCUUAUCAGAUAUCGAUGAAAUAAGGAAGCACGUGUCUCCACAGGAUGAACCAGAUGGAAAGUUCAAGGCACUGAUCAUAGAGAUGUGCCUGAAGUCUAGCUCCUACGCUACGAUGGCCCUGCGUGAAAUUUUAGAGAAUGACACCUCGGCAGAGACGCAAGCUGGUCUGUCCGCGUCUCACGAUGCGGAGAAUGUAUCAGACACAAACACUACAGACGAAUCUAGCAAUAGUAGCAGUAAGGAUGCAAAUUCUGGAAAAGAUAACGCGGAGAAAAAUCCUGCGGAAUUUGGCGAGAAAUCUACCGACGUGGAAAAAGAUGACGAAAUGGAAAGUGUUUUAAAAAUUUGACUGCUUACUGUAAAAAGAAACUUUUUAUAAAUGCUUUUGCAGGACAGCGAUAUAUGUUGAUACAUAAAUUAUGUAGAAACAUUUUCGAUAAUCGAUAAGAUUAUUUUAUUAGAAAA
This is a messenger RNA of Ooceraea biroi (clonal raider ant), 2556 nucleotides long. RefSeq names its product pseudouridine synthase 7 (gene Pus7). Gene Ontology annotation, cellular component: nucleus. Gene Ontology annotation, molecular function: pseudouridine synthase activity; RNA binding. Gene Ontology annotation, biological process: pseudouridine synthesis. NCBI's taxonomy places the organism in Eukaryota, Metazoa, Arthropoda, Insecta, Hymenoptera, Formicidae. The record is from RefSeq and is a predicted model, not a curated record.